Molecule: messenger RNA, 1290 nt
Organism: Cryphonectria parasitica EP155
Lineage: Eukaryota; Fungi; Ascomycota; Sordariomycetes; Diaporthales; Cryphonectriaceae
Product: pyrophosphatase-domain-containing protein
Exons: 4
Coding region: 163-1029 (288 amino acids)
Biological process (GO): phosphate-containing compound metabolic process
Cellular component (GO): nucleus; cytoplasm
Molecular function (GO): inorganic diphosphate phosphatase activity; magnesium ion binding
Source: RefSeq, a predicted model, not a curated record
CGUUCAUAUUCCACCACCCUCCUCCCACCACCACCAGCACUGCUCUCCUCGACGAGGACCAAUCUACCCAACAUUUCGUCCUCCCGCACAGCCCAGAUCGCCCGACACCUCUCGGGUUCCUCAUCUCCCUCGUCGUCGACAUCAAUCGUCCCUGACAGCAAGAUGGCUUACACCACCCGCAAGGUUGCUGCUCCCUACACCUUUGAGCACAGGGUGUACGUUGAGAAGGAUGGCGUCCCCGUCUCCCCUUUCCAUGACAUCCCUCUGUUUGCCAACCAAGAGCAGACCAUCCUGAACAUGGUCGUCGAGAUCCCUCGCUGGACCAAUGCCAAGCUUGAGAUCUCCAAGGAGGAGCUCCUCAACCCCAUCAAGCAGGACACCAAGAAGGGCAAGCUUCGAUAUGUCCGCAACUGCUUCCCCCACAAGGGCUACCUGUGGAACUAUGGUGCCUUCCCCCAGACCUGGGAGGACCCCAACGUCGUUCACCCCGAGACCAAGGCCAAGGGUGACAAUGACCCUCUUGACGUCUGUGAGAUUGGCGAGCUGGUCGGCUACACUGGCCAGGUCAAGCAGGUCAAGGUCCUCGGUGUUAUGGCUCUCCUCGACGAGGAGGAGACCGACUGGAAGGUGAUCGUUAUUGACAUCAACGACCCUCUGGCCUCCAAGCUCAACGACGUCGAGGAUGUUGAGCGCCACCUGCCGGGCCUGCUGCGCGCCACCAACGAGUGGUUCCGCAUCUACAAGAUCCCCGAUGGCAAGCCCGAGAACCAGUUCGCCUUCACCGGCGAGUGCAAGAACAAGAAGUACGCCAUGGAUGUCAUCCGUGAGUGUGCUGAGGCCUGGGACAAGCUCAUCACCGGCAAGACCCAGCCUGGUGCCGUUUCUACCACCAACGUCACCGUGGCCCACUCCCCCAGCCGCAUCGACCCCAGCCAGCUGCCCCCCAUCCCCGCCAACGAGAACCUUCCCGCCGAGAAGAUCGAUGCUUCGAUAGACAAGUGGUUCUUCAUCAGCGGUGCCUCCGCAUAAAUUGCCUGGCGGCACUCUUGAUACGAGGCUCUGUCGCAGCUCAAUCUGAACUUGCAGGCGUUCAGCCGGUAGGUUGAAGAAGCUCGAAAAUCUUGGGGGUUUUCCUGCAGCACCGUGAGCCCACAGACUUGGUGUCACUGGCCUCUUCGGGUGUUACAUUUUUUGUCGUUCCAGGUUGGUAGCGUGCAAAGUGGACACCAAUAUAAUUAGAAUGGUCACGAAAAAAAGAUAAAAAAGUAACGUGCUUUGAGCUUCUUGUAG